Messenger RNA from Daldinia childiae, 2337 nucleotides. RefSeq lists its product as uncharacterized. Lineage: Eukaryota; Fungi; Ascomycota; Sordariomycetes; Xylariales; Hypoxylaceae. Gene Ontology annotation, biological process: DNA-templated transcription; regulation of DNA-templated transcription. Bases 1 to 2337 code for a protein of 778 amino acids. The transcript has a single exon. The record is from RefSeq and is a predicted model, not a curated record. Gene Ontology annotation, molecular function: DNA binding; DNA-binding transcription factor activity, RNA polymerase II-specific; zinc ion binding.
AUGGAUUCUCGCCCACCAGCGGGCACGGCUCAACGGCCACAAUCAAAACCGCUGAGCUGUACAAAUUGCCGUGCGAGGAAACUGAAGUGCAGUCGAGAACACCCAUGUAGUCACUGCGUACGCUCCGGCGCUGAAUGCAUCUUCCCUACACGCAAGCGGAUGCGUAAACCGCGGACGAACAAAAACUCGGACCUACUCCAACGUUUAAGUCGGUUAGAGUCUAUUGUGGGCAAGGUUAGUGCUUCUGGCCUAGAAGGAGCCAAUGUGACCGAGCUAGUCUCAGACUCUACAACCAGUCUGAGCACCGCUCCGCUGGUCCCUGGAGCUGCUACGAAGCCGACCGUUCCUAGCGAGUCUCAGGAUAACUGGAAGAAGGCGCUUCAAGAUAGCAAGGCUUCGCGCUAUCUGAGCGGCGAGUUUUGGUCAAGCCUCUGUCUCGAAGUCGAAGGGUUGAGGCAAGCGCUGGAGUCAUCCACCGACUCGGAUGAUGAAGAACAACAAAUGUUGCAGGGAGGCACUCCCGAGUCGGUAACAAACGAUAAUAGUAGCUCUAGCGCAUCUACUUUAUCACCGGGAAUGCUCCUCGGGAAUUCACCACGUAUCUCGUACGAUCAUAUUGAGCAUCCAUCCCCACAGCAUAUAUUAUUUUUGACCUCUACAUUCUUCAUGAAUGUUGAUAUGAUCCUGAAGAUACUUCACAGGCCCACAAUACGAGAGGAUAUAUGUUCACUCGCCCGCUCACCCGAAACUGCACGGUCACAACUUACCCCGGAGAAAGAAGCCCUGUACUUCUCUAUCUACUAUGCGGCUGUGGCAAGCCUAUCGCCCUCGGUAUGCCUCGCGCAGCUAGGCCAACGGCGCGAGGAAUUACUCCAGCUCUACUCUUCCACGCUCGAGUACCUUCUGGUGCGGGCUGACUAUCUUAGUAGCACUAGUCUCGAAACCUUGCAAGCGUUAACAUUAUACGUAGCUUGCGUGCGAUGUAAUACCAAAGGGUCGCGCGCAUCGUGGGCACUUGUUUCCUUACCCAUACGUCUUGCGCAAGCGCUUGAUCUACAUCACGAGAGCAGCAAUGCACAUCUCUCCCCAUUCCAGGCGGAAAUGCGGCGACGUCUUUGGUGGCAGCUCAUAGUGCUCGACAUUCGGGCAUCUGAAGACCGGGGAACCAAUACUAUUGUAGCGCGUGAUAGCUAUGACACGCGGCUCCCGCUGAAUAUUAACGACGACGACUUUGGGCCUGACUCCUCGGGCCCGCUAGUCGAGAGGCAGGGACCUAGUGACAUAACAUUUAACUUAUGCACAGCGCGGUGUUCGGGACUCUUCCUGGCCGUAGAGCAUGCGCAGGACGCUCCAGGCAUCGAAGACAGCGGCCCACCGUCCAAGGGUGUCGAGGAAACAUUGCGGCAUGCGCAGAGUCUUGAAGCGCAAUUCGUCGUAGGUGCAGACACGAACCAUGCGCCUUCGCAUCUAGCCUCUGUCAUGGUACGUCUUGUUAUCCUCAAGCUGUGGCUCAUCAUGCAAUACCCGCUACACCCGCGGCGGCGCCCACAAGCGUCUUCAACAUCGCGGCAAGGGGGAGCGGGAGCAGCCGGCAACAUGUUCCCUCAUGAGGCGACGCUGCGCACGGCCAUAUCUAUCGUUGAGCUUAAUGAGCACCUUGCGACUGGGCCGUAUGGCCAGCGGUUCAGCUGGUGGGCCGCUACGUACGUCCAAUGGCAUCCCCUAGCUGUCGCGCUUGCGGAGUUGUGCACGCAGACCCGUGGCGAGCUCGUCGACCGCGCCUGGCGGACCGUCGAGGACGUCUUACCUAAGUGGAGCGAGGUCAUCGCCGACACUAAGAAUGGUACCUUGUGGCGGCCUAUUCGCAAGCUGUAUAAGAGGGCUAAAGCGGCUAGGUUGGCUACCACGUCUAUCGCCGAUACUACUACACCUGCCGCUACUACAAACACCACCGGCACUACAGUGGUUACUGUAGAUAGCCCAGACGUACAGAUACAAGAUGCAGUAUACAUGCAAACUAACAACGCAGAAAGCGGCAUUCCGCCGACAGAAAGGGGUUUUACUACGACAGUACAGCCGGAAAGCAUAUACGAGGCCGAAAUGCGCGAUACAAGGGAGCCUAGCGCCCCGGCAGAUCUGGAAAAGCUCAGCUUGUCGCCGUACGCAUUGAACGAGUUAUGGGGGUGGAGGGAUUUGAGUUUUGAUAUACCCAUGUUGGACAUUGGCGGUCCGAAUAUUAUGACGGAUUGGAGUACUUGGGAUGACUUUGUGACCGAAACACAGGCUGACCCUGAUAAACAGUCUAAGUCGGGGUCGAGUGAGGUUAGCAAUCAGUAA